This is a messenger RNA of Alosa alosa (allis shad), 3279 nucleotides long. It is a transcript of the gene man2b2, whose product is annotated as mannosidase, alpha, class 2B, member 2. Gene Ontology annotation, biological process: mannose metabolic process. The transcript is spliced from 19 exons. Gene Ontology annotation, cellular component: lysosome. Gene Ontology annotation, molecular function: alpha-mannosidase activity; carbohydrate binding. The coding region runs from base 69 to 3101 and encodes 1010 amino acids. The record is from RefSeq and is a predicted model, not a curated record. Lineage: Eukaryota; Metazoa; Chordata; Actinopteri; Clupeiformes; Clupeidae.
AAAACAACGUGACAGUCACAUCGCUGUAAACAAAAGUUUUAUGUCUUGCUUGCUUGCUGGAGGGGAAAAUGCUGCUUCAUUUUAGUUUUACUUUUAUAGGCCUGCUUUACUUUACACUAACAGUAGCCGAAAAUGUGGCGAGUCCAAUUCAGACCUUUGUCAUUCCACACAGUCAUAUGGAUGUCGGUUGGGUGUACACUGUUCAGGAGAGUAUGCAUGCUUACGCGGCAAAUGUCUAUACUACCAUGGUAGAGGAGCUGUCACGCGUGAAGCAUCGAAAGUUCAUAGCUGUGGAGCAGGAGUUCUUCCGCAUUUGGUGGGACACAGUGGCCAGUGAAAAACAUAAGCAGCAAGUUAGACAGCUUUUACAAGAUGGUCGUCUGGAGUUCAUUAUUGGCGGUCAGGUGAUGCAUGAUGAGGCUGUCACGGACCUAGAUGAUGCCAUCCUUCAGCUGACAGAGGGCCAUGGCUUCCUGUAUGAGACCUUUGGAGUUCGGCCACGCUUCUCGUGGCAUGUUGAUCCAUUUGGAGCCUCUGCCACCACGCCGGUCCUUUUCGCCCUAGCAGGAUUCCACGCUCACCUCAUAUCACGCAUUGACUAUGACCUCAAAAAUGACAUGCAGAAGAAUAAGAGGCUGCAGUUUGUGUGGAGAGGCUCCCCUUCCUUAGGUGAGAAGCAAGAGAUCUUCACCCACACCAUGGACCAGUUCAGCUACUGCACCCCAUCACAUCUACCCUUUUCCAACAUGUCAGGAUUUUACUGGAAUGGCGUGGCGUUGUUCCCUGAUCCCCCUAAAGAUGGUGUCUACCCCAACAUGAGCUUGCCCGUCUCACCCAGCACGUUGGAACCUUAUGCCCAGACCAUGGUGGACAACAUCAAACAGAGAGCCCAGUGGUUCAGGACCAACCAUGUGCUUUGGCCUUGGGGCUGUGAUAAGCAGUUCUACAAUUCAUCGGUUCAAUUCUCCAACAUGGAUGUUUUGAUGGAUUACAUUAACCAGCACAGCGAUAAGUUUGGAGUAACAGUUCAGUAUGCCACCCUAAGCGAGUACUUCCAAGCUGUCCACCAGUCCAACCUCACCUGGGAAGUGAGAGGAAAUCAGGAUUUCCUACCGUACUCUACUGAACCUUACCAGGCAUGGUCAGGUUUCUAUGCCUCCAGGAACCUUCUGAAGGGCCUGGCAAGGAAAGCCAGCUCCCAGCUUCACGCUGCAGAAACUCUCUUUGUUCGGUAUCGCAUCACUUACCCAGAUGGACCAGUGGCAACUGACUGGGCCCUAAAAAAGCUAAGGGCCCUCAGAUGGGCUGUCUCGGAGGUUCAGCACCAUGAUGGCAUCACAGGGACAGAAUCACCAAAGGUUGCUGACAUGUAUAUGGAGCAUCUCACCCAAGGCAUGAUGGGAGUUGAGGAACUACUAGCAGCAAUUUUUAUUUUACCUCAGUCCAUUGGUACUUCUCAGGACCUGCAUAAACUCCAGCCAGAUCUCUCAAAUGACUUGGAGCAGCACAUCAUCGUGUACAAUCCUCUGGCCUGGAACGUCACCACUUACAUCAACCUCACAGUAACAUUCCCCAUGGCACUGGUUUUCGAUGAGUCUGGAAAGCCUGUACUGGCACAGAUCCAAAAAAAAGCUAAUUCUACCUCGGAAUAUGACCUUUUCAUUGUGGCUGAGCUGGGAGGGCUCCAGUUCCGGAAAUAUCUCGUCAAGUUCUCCGCAUGCGUGGGGUCCACCAGGUGUGGCAAGACUUACAAGGUGAGAACGGUGAAAUUUGACAGACAGAACGUCAACCAGUGGAGAAGGACGGGCCGGAAACUCUUACCGAUCUUCAGCGACUGUUACAAACUAUUGUUUGACCAGGAGACGAACCUGCUACACAGCAUCGUGGACAGGCACAAGCAUAGGAAUGUGAGAGUGACCCAGGACUUCUGGGAGUAUGAGUCCAAUGGAGACGUGUACAAAGGCCCGAUUUCAGACAACUAUAUCUUCAGCACCAACACCUCUGCUGUGCCUGCCUACAAAGCAGUCUCCAUGGAGAUCAUUCCUGGCAAGAUCAUCUCAGAGAUCCGACAGUACUUUUAUAGGGAGGAAGAAGACAAAGACUAUACUUACUCUGUGGUCACAAGAGUGCCUACUGGCCUGAGGGACCAGCGCCAUUGCCCCAGGUUGGAGCAGAGGUACUCAGUGGGCCCCCUUGUGGUCAACCGUGAGACUGUCCUGAUGACCAGAACCAGCCUGAAAAAUAACAGGACCAUCUUCACAGACAAUAAUGGCUAUCAGAUGAUGAAGAGGACAUAUAAGGCCUUUGCCAACAACUCUAUCCCCAGGAACUACUAUCCGAUGGUGCGAGCAGCCUACAUUGAGGAUGAGUCCAGCAGACUGGUCGUCCUCAGUGAACAAGCCCACGGAGUGUCCAGUCAAAACAAUGGCCAGCUGGAGGUGAUGCUUCACAGGCGUCUGUGGAACAACCAGGACUGGAAUCGUGGGUACAACCUGACCCUCAACGACUCCUCCGUGGUGCAGCCAGUUCUGUGGCUAAUGUUGGGGUCUGCAGCUGCAACAACACCUCUCUACCACCGUGAGGUGCUACAGCUUCAGCACAGGCCUGUGGUUAUGCCCAUAGAUAGACCACAGAUGCCAUGGAAGCAACAGGAGUCAUGGACCAGUCUGCCUGUCUGCCCUGUGGUGCUGCCCAGUAACCUUCACAUGCAGAGCCUCAGUGUCCCUGGCUGGGCUUACAGCCCCAACCACACUCUGAACCAGGAAAACCUGGAUCCAGGUAAACAGAAGCCAGGUGCUGAUUACAACAGGAUAUUGCUGAGGAUCAUGCACCUGUAUGAAACUGGCGAGGACCCAGAGCUCUCCAAGCCCACCACCAUAAACCUUAAGGGAGUGUUGCAGGGCAUUGGUGAGGUGACGGAGGUAAGUGAACGCUCUCUCACAGGAACCUGGGAUAUCUCAGACCUUCAAAGGUGGAAGUGGGAGACUUUUGGAGAAAUGGAUAAAAAUGAUGGAGUACAAAUAUUUGAUGGGGUGACAGAGGACUUCAGUGUAACCAUAUCACCCAAGGAGAUCAGGACCUUCUUUGUGCACUUUAAAUAGACUGUUUUUUUUUUUACUGUCAUUGUUGUUGCAUAUAAAUUGCACUUUAAAUGUGGAAUUUAAAAUUCACUCUUUCCUGAUUAACACUUGAGAUAGUCAGAUCUUGUCAGUUUUCUGUCAUUUAAUGAUAAUAAUAAAAUCUGUUGUUACAAUAAAUCCUUAAGUGCAGCAGUAAAAA